GCCUCGGGAAGCAUGCCUCUGCGGCUGGAUGUGAAGAAGAAGCUGCUGGCUCGCUCGGACCGUGUGAAAUGCGUGGAUCUGCAUCCGAGCGAAGCCUGGAUGCUGGUGGGCCUGUACAACGGCAACGUGCACAUCUGGAACUACGAGAACCAGCAACUCGUCAAAUCGUUCGAGGUUUGCGAGCUUCCGGUGCGUUGCGCCAAGUUUAUCACGCGCAAGAACUGGAUUGUUACUGGCUCGGACGAUAUGCACGUGCGUGUCUUCAAUUACAACACGUUGGAGCGGGUGCAUCAGUUCGAGGCACACUCCGACUAUUUGCGUUCGGUGGCCAUCCAUCCCACACAGCCGUUCAUCCUUACCUCCGGCGACGACAUGCUCAUCAAGCUUUGGGAUUGGGAUAAUAAGUGGAGUCUGAAGCAGACCUUUGAAGGUAAGCUUCCUCCAGCAGCUUUCGGCAGCUCCACAGCCAACUUCACUCUGCAGGGCCAUGAGAAGGGUGUGAACUGUGUGGACUAUUAUCACGGCGGCGAUAAACCGUAUCUGAUAUCGGGCUCUGAUGAUCGCCUGGUCAAAAUAUGGGAUUAUCAGAACAAAACAUGCGUUGCGACGCUGGAUGGCCAUGCGCAAAAUGUAUCGGCUGUUUGCUUCCAUCCCGAGCUCCCUGUUAUUAUCAGUGGUUCGGAAGACUCGACAGUUCGUCUGUGGCAUUCCAGCACUUACAGGCUGGAAACCACGCUGAAUUACGGCCUGGAACGUGUUUGGUGCAUUUAUGCUCUGCGAGGCUCGAAUACGAUCGCUAUCGGCUACGAUGAGGGUUCGGUGACGGUGAAACUGGGUCGCGAGGAGCCAGCGGUGAGCAUGGAUUCCAGUGGCAAAAUCCUCUGGGCCAAACACUCCGAGCUGCAGCAGGCCAAUCUGAAGACGCUGGACUCGGCAAUCGCCGAGCAAAUACAGGAUGGUGAACGCAUCUCAUUGUCCGUAAAAGAUGUUGGCUCGUGCGAAAUAUAUCCGCAGACUUUGUCUCAUAAUUCCAACGGGCGGUUUGUGGUUGCAUGUGGUGAUGGUGAAUACAUUAUUUACACUUCAACGGCUCUGCGAAAUAAGGCAUUUGGCUCGGGUAUGGAGUUUGUAUGGAGCGCAGAUCCUUCGGAAUAUGCAGUUCGUGAAUCAGCUUCGAGCAUCAAACUUUUCAGGAAUUUCAAAGAGGUGCGCACGUUGCGACCGGAUAUUGUUAUUGAAGGCAUAGAGGGUGGGCCGCUUGUCGCUGCUCGUUCAACGAAUGCUUUGUGUUUCUAUGAUUGGGAAACUGGCUCGUUGAUCCGGCGCAUUGAAAUCUCUGCAAAACACGUGUAUUGGUCAGAUACCGCUGAAAUGGUAGCGAUUGCUGGCGACGAUACAUUUUACAUCUUAAAAUAUAAUAAGGAAUUAGUGGAAAACGCUACCGGCGCAGAUAUCGAUGGAAUUGAGGAAGCUUUCGAUGUUGUUGGGGAAGUGCAAGAAAGUGUUAAAACAGCGAUAUGGAUUGGGGACUGCUUCAUCUUUACGACCGAUCUGAAUCGCUUAAAUUAUUACGUUGGUGGAGAAAUAGUUACAAUUGCACAUCUUGACCGCCCUCUUUAUUUGCUCGGCUAUAUGCCAAAAGAAAGCAGACUGUACCUAUGCGACAAAGACCAUAAUUUUGUUUCUUAUCGCUUGCUGUUAUCUGUACUGGAAUACCAGACGGCGGUUAUGCGGCGAGAUUUCGAUACAGCAGACAGGGUGCUGCCGAUGAUACCACGUGAUCAGCGAAGUCGUGUUGCACACUUCCUCGAAAAACAGGGAUUUAAGAAGCAAGCUCUGGCGGUUAGCAAGGAUCCGGACCAUCGUUUCGAGCUUGCUCUUUCGCUCGGAGAAUUGAAGCUGGCUUAUGAUCUUGCAUUAACCGCUGAUUCUGAAGAAAAAUGGCGACAGCUUUCUCAAGCAGCAACUCUGCGAAGUGAACUUAUGUUGGCUGGAGAAUGUCUCGGACGGGCUCGUGAUUAUGGCGGCUUGUUACUGUUAGCCACCUCUGCCGGAUCAGCUGCACUGCUUUCGAAGCUUGCAUCUGACUCACAGUUAUCUGAACAGCACAACUCCUCAUUCCUUUCGUAUCUCCUUCUCGGCGACCUCGACAAGUGUUUGGAAAUUUUGAUUUCGACAGGGCGUCUUCCGGAAGCUGCUUUUUUCGCUCGAACUUACUGCCCCUCUCAAGUUGAUCGCGUUGUAUCGCUGUGGAAAGACAAAAUUACUUGCAAGCUGUCAGAUGGACAGAAGAAUGUUGGUCAGAGCCUCGCAGAACCGUCAAAAUAUCCCAAUCUUUUUUCCGACUUCACUGAAUCGCUGAAGGCCGAACAGUUUUUGAAGCAGUUAGCUAAACUUCCCAUUCGGGCAGCAGCUCGGCCACCAACAAAUGCGCAGCGUAAUAUCUUUGAAGAAAUGGCGGAAGCAAAAAAAUCCGGUAAGCUGGAAAACUUGAUUUUAUCAAGGAUGAGCUCAAGUUUGAGGCCAAACACGAUGCGUCAUAAUAACACAUGUGUUUCAGGCUUAUUAGCGGUAGCAGCAGCAGCUGCACGUUACAAACAUCAUCUUUAA
Messenger RNA from Gongylonema pulchrum, 2610 nucleotides. Lineage: Eukaryota; Metazoa; Nematoda; Chromadorea; Rhabditida; Gongylonematidae. The record is from the annotation of a GenBank genome assembly.